Messenger RNA from Plectropomus leopardus (leopard coralgrouper), 1965 nucleotides. NCBI's taxonomy places the organism in Eukaryota, Metazoa, Chordata, Actinopteri, Perciformes, Serranidae. The record is from RefSeq and is a predicted model, not a curated record.
CCAGGGCCCCACUCAGGGACCUCAUGGGGCCCGUGGAUCCGCUCCGGGAGCCUCUGACUCUGCUUGUCCCCACUGUGCCAGACAUUCCUGUACAGCAGCCAGAGCAGCGGGACUCCUCCCCUCCACUCAGAAACCCGGAGCACGUAGCAACAACUGAGCCAAUGUGCUCCGCCGCGAUCCGUCCUACCGACUGCGGUGCCUGGCAACAGAAAAAGACGUGAUGACGUCCUCUCCAGAUUGCGUAUUAUGGGAUGUGCGGAAUUAAACAACCCGAAGAGGACACGGGGAAGCCAAAAAUAAUAAAAGAGACAGAAAUAAACGAGGUGCAUGGUGAAUCAUGGAGCUCUCGGCUGUCGGUGAGAGCGUCUUCGCAGCCGAGUCCAUCAUUAAACGGCGAAUCAGACGGGGUCGCUGGGAAUAUCUCGUGAAAUGGAAGGGCUGGUCUCAGAAGUACAGCACCUGGGAGCCGGAGGAAAACAUUCUGGACGCACGACUCUUCGCUGCCUUCGAGGAGAGGGAGAGAGAAAGGGAGCUGUUUGGCCCGAAGAAGAGGGGACCGAAACCCGAGACGUUUCUCCUGAAGGCCAAAGCCAAAGCCAAAGAAAAGACGUAUGAAUUCAGAAAAGAGGCUCCCAGGGGGAUCCAGGUUUCCUAUCCCAUUCCGGAGCCUGUCAUAACACCGAGGGCCCGGGAGGGUUUGCGCAGCGUGGUUCCCACAAUCUUUCCACCAAGCGCGGUCAACAGAGGAGAGAGCGUCCACGUCCGACCACCGGAGCCAGAGAGGAGGCCCAGACCGACUCCACCGGCCGCUCUGACGCUCCAAGAAACCGUCCGGUUCCCCAAAAAGAGAGGGCGCAAACCGAAGCUGCAUUUACAGUAUGAUGAAGAUGAUGGAGGCGCCUCGGCAGAGCCGGACACCAAACGGAGCAGGUCACUGGAGGAGCACGGUUUGUCCCGACGUUUGCUGCAUCACGGGGAGACAUCAGAUCACAGCCUCAUGCAGCUGACCAGGAGGUUUCAGGAGGAGACCACGAUAUCACCCAAACACAGCGGCGAGCGGAGGUUGUCCUACAGCUGCGCCUUCAGCCCAGAUGUGCGUAAAAGCCAUCAGGGGGGACACAGGACUAAAUGUUUGGGCAGGAUGUCCAUUCAUCGGCCCGGCAGCUCCACAGAAGAGCACCGGAGACACCAUCAGGUGAAGGAGUGCUGCCAACCUGCAGUCAUCUCCUCACAAUCCAUCCAUGAGCAGCCCACGCGAGGAGCCUCGUCCUGGACCCCCAGUUUCACCAGUCUGGACACGGUGACCGUGACUGAUGUCACCUUGAACUUCUUGACAGUCACCAUCAGAGAGAGCAGCACGCAGAAAGGCUUUUUCAGAGAGAAGAGAUGAGUAUGUGCUCCGGAUCAGAGGAGGCUAAUAUAUAUAUACUAUAUAUAUGAGUAAAUUUACCAAGCUACUUACUAACACGCCUACUGUAAUACUAUAUUUUUUCUAUGUAACUUUCAAACGUGUACAUACAAAAAUAUUUAAUACGCUGCUGAGAAAAUAAAACUGACAUUGUGAGUUUAUGUUUGCUGUUUUUUUGCGCUCAGUAUCGCCGAUAAUAUCUUGUUCAGGUUAUAUAGAAAGGCUGUUUUUUUUUCAUGUUUUGUCACCAUAAACAACCUUUUCAUGACCUUUGGGGAAUAUAUUCACUUUGCUAAGGGACUGUUCGUUACCUGUGAAAGUGGAGAGGUGGUGCAAAACAGGGGAGGCACUUCAAAUCAUUUUUUUAAGCACUUGGAAGUGACAUUCAACUUUAAGUGGUUGUAUUUAUUUUAAAUACCCCCAGAACCCCAAAACUUACUUACUAAGCAUAUCUUCUUUUUAAAAAAUCUCCCAAAUUUAACAAUUUAUUUUAACCAGAAACUGUAAAAUAAAGUUAUUUAUAAAGUUAUUUAUGGUGAAGGCAGAGUCGUGUACCC